UUACUGAAUUUUGGAGAGAGAGAGAGCAAAAGAUGGGAGAGAGAAAGAGAGUGGUCUUAACACAAGAAAAAAAAAGACCAGGGUUGAGGAUGAGACGUUGAUUCUUAGUCUUACAUGAAUCUAUUCCAAUUAGGGUUUAAUCUCUCUCUCACUUCAUCUCAUUUCAGAAACACACCACCAAAAUAGCAAUUGCUUCAAUUCCAGCAGCUUCAACUUCAUCAUACUCAAUUCCACAUCGUUGGUGACCCUUCCUGAUAGAGAGAUUGUUUGGAAUUUAGGGUUUAUGGAAGCAUUUUUGUUUUAGAUAAGUUGGGGGUUUUUUGCUGGAGAAUUCAAGAUUUUGAUUUACCUGUUGUCUCAGUGAUUGUGAGAAGAUUGGGGAAAAUGACGGUACCUAAACGAAACUAUACUCGAAUAAACACUUUGGAGCUGAAAGCUCUGAUUCUUAGAAAGGUUGGUCAUCAGAGAGCUGACAAGUACUUUGAUCAGCUUGGAAAAUUGGUUAGUUCGAAGAUUACUAAGUCUGACUUUGACAAAAUUUGCAUCAUGACAAUUGGGAAGGAAAAUAUUCCUCUUCACAAUCAACUCAUUAGGGCAAUUCUCAAGAAUGUUUGUCUGUCAAAAGUCCCACCAAAUAGAGACUCCACGAAAAUCGGGAGUGUCUUGAGUGCAAAAGAUACAAAUGGACAGCAGAGCAGCUCUAUGCAAAUGCAGUAUGGGGAAGCGUUUCCUCCUUCCUUGCGGAGGGGUGGUUUUUUUGCUACCCGUGAUAGGAGGUUAAAGGGUCGCGGAAAUGCUUUGGGACAAUUAGGGAAGCCCCAAAUUCUUGCAUCUAAGGAUUUGGCCUAUAAAACUCCAGAGCAGCAGAGUGCAACAGAACUGAAUUCCCUUGGUAGCAGACCUCCUAUUUCUGUUGAAGACGGGGAAGAGGUUGAACAGAUUGCUGGAAGCCCAAGCAUUCAAAGUAGGAGCCCAGUUACAGCUCCCCUUGGGAUAUCGAUGAAUUUCGGUUCUGGGUGUAGGCCUCUUUCUAAUGCAUCAUUAUGCAGAAAGUAUUAUCCAGAGACCUGUCACGGCAAUGGAUAUCUCCCUGACACAUCAUUUCUGAGGAGUUGUUUGGAGCAAAAGUUGGAGAAGGAGGGUUUGACUGUGACAGUGGAUUGUGUAAAUCUAUUGAAUAAUGCACUGGAUUCUUAUCUGAAGAGGUUGAUGGAAUCAUCUAUGGGUUUAUCUGGGUCAAGAUUCGGAAAUGAGCACCAAAGACAACAAAAUGGACAGUUUGUAGCUGAUUCAAAUGUACUGUUACCCAGAAGAAAUAUGCAAUCAGCAAUACAAUCUUCUGGUGCAUCUCUCUUGGAUUUUCGUGUUGCAAUGGAAUUAAAUCCACAAGCUCUUGGACCAGAUUGGCCCACACAACUUGAGAAGAUUUGUAUACGUGCCUCAGAAGAGUGAAGACUUUGUUGUCAAUAGAUCAGAAGUUUAGCAGCAGAUGAAAUCAAAAGGUGCAGUUGUGGAAUGCUUUGAAUAUUGAAUUGUGUUUACUUCAACAGACAUGGAAUUUUUGUCUAUUCCUAAAGCCACAAAAUUAGCCAAUACAGAAUAAGCUAAUAGCAUUUUAGAUAUAGAUUGAUAAUUGUUAGGGAGUGGGUCAUGUCUAUACAAGAUAUUGGAACCUCUGGAUACAAGUUCUUUGAACUAUGAGUGUAAUACCAUUCUUCAAUAAUAUUCAGUUCUUUUUGUUAAA
Cicer arietinum (chickpea) is the source of this 1744-nucleotide messenger RNA. RefSeq lists its product as uncharacterized. The record is from RefSeq and is a predicted model, not a curated record. Gene Ontology annotation, biological process: regulation of transcription by RNA polymerase II. Lineage: Eukaryota; Viridiplantae; Streptophyta; Magnoliopsida; Fabales; Fabaceae. Gene Ontology annotation, cellular component: SAGA complex. Gene Ontology annotation, molecular function: transcription coactivator activity.